Psilocybe cubensis is the source of this 1278-nucleotide messenger RNA. RefSeq lists its product as uncharacterized. The coding region runs from base 1 to 1278 and encodes 425 amino acids. The transcript has 5 exons. The record is from RefSeq and is a predicted model, not a curated record. NCBI's taxonomy places the organism in Eukaryota, Fungi, Basidiomycota, Agaricomycetes, Agaricales, Agrocybaceae.
AUGACAGUACAAGCUCUGCGCGCGUUCGAGCGCGCGCAUGGAGUGCAGUUUGCUGAGGUUGUGCAGGUGCCGCUUGAAGGUGAGGGGGUUGUUGAGAGGCGGGUUGAGCGGUUGUAUAAAUCUCUCACGGAGAACGAGGCACACAUGUCCGCUGUGCGAAAUGCGGAUGUGGUGUUUGUGGUCGCGCAUUCGCAGGGGAGCGUGGUUGCUGCGCAUUUGGUCGAUCGGUUGUUUGCGGAUGGGGUUUUGGUUUCUGGGGUCCAUGCGAGUGGACAUGGGCAUGGAGAGGAAGAGCAAGGAGAUGGAGUGGUGCACAGCGCGUUGGGCGUUGUAGACCCCGGUGCAUCUGCUAUUGGUGUUCCACCCCCGCCACGUAAAGGAAGAACAGCACAGCGUGUAUGUCUUCUUGCGAUGUGUGGGAUUCAUCUAGGCCCGUUGAGGUACUUGAGCUCGAGCACGCUCGUGGGACCGUAUUUGCAGUAUUUUGAGUCGAUGGCUGCUAGAGAGCUGUUUGAGUUCCAGGAGCUGACGAUGAUGAUGAAUUGUGAUGAAUACAUAGAACACGGAGAGUGCGGUGUCGAAGGCACGAAAGUGGUGUAUAUCGCGUCGUUGAACGAUCAAGUUGUGCCGAUUUAUUCGGGGUUGUUUACUGCUGCGAACCAUCCGCUUAUUUUGCGUGCGUUGUAUAUCGAUGGGGAUGCGUAUCACUCAUCAGACUUCCUCUGCGCACUCCUCAUCCUCCUCCUACGCAUCCGCAACGCGGGAUUACCGGACUCGGGCCUGCUCGCGCACCUCUCGGAGGCGACGGCGGGGAGUCUGAGCGGGAUCGGACAUUCGACGGCGUAUGAGGAGGAAGCUUGUUAUCGGCUCGCGGUCGAUUACCUCUUUUUGGCUGAUGACGGGCGGAGCGUGCAGGAGGUUUUGACGCGCGCUUCCUCUCCCUCUGACCCCGAACACGACCCCGAUUUACCGCCCUACACAUACACCCACCCACCAUUAACAGUCGACCCGUUCAACGCCGCGCAAGAGCAGAACGACUACGAGAUCCCGUGGGCGCUGCGGGAUGUGAUUGCGGACGAGCGCAUCGCGUGGUUGUUUAGAGAGGAGUUUGAGAGGCUUAAGAGGGCGUUUGGGGAGUGGGCGCCGAGGACGGGCGUGUUGAGGGAGGUGAAGAGGAAGUUGCAGCCUAUUACGAGGUUGGGGAGUGGGAGUGGUGGUGUAGGGGUUGGUGUGGGUGGUGGGGUGGGGAUGGGCAGGGGAGGCGGGAGUAAGCUUUGA